AUGCGUUGGCCAGCGAGGAAGAAGGGCGCUCGCAAAGACGACACAGGCGCGGCAGCCACAGAUCAUGAAGAGGACGGCGGCAGCAGAAAGCAGCCAGCGACUCGGGGGUCGCAUUCCACAGGCGUACGAUGGAUCUUCAACAGGGAGCCCAAGUUGUGCGUCAAUACGGUCUACAUGCUCUUUCUGGCGGCCGGCAUGAUCGUUGCCUGCACGGCCUACAUCUCCGGCUACGCGGCGUCGUACCAGCACCGGCUGUUCGCAAAGGAUGCUACCGACAAGAAAGUCUGCCGCAAUCUCUGCAAGGAGGUGGCGCGAAGCAUCGCCCGCUCACUCAACCGAAGUGUAGACCCGUGCAAAAACUUUUACCGCUUCGUCUGCGACGGUUGGAAGCGUAAACACCCCGUGCGUCGUAACGAAGUGCGAAGCAGCCCCUUCUCACUCGUCGGUAAAGAGUUGGACAAUGUUAUUAAGAAGGCUCUGAACAAAAUCUCGAUCACGGGCAAGAAACAAGGUGCCCUGGAAAAAGCGGCUGUCAUGUAUCACGAGUGUCUCAAUAACUACGACAUGACCAACUCGACCCCAUCUAUGAAGGUACUCAUGGAGCUUCUGCGCUACCUGCAUAUGCCCUGGCCUUCUCUGGAGGCAAACCACACUGUGGACCUGUUCGAGAUCAUCGUGCAACUAUCGCUGCGAUGGUCUAUCCCGAGUCUAUUCAGCAUCUCGGUUAUACCGGACCCGGAAGACACCAAGACAAACGUUCUAGUCAUUAACACCAUGGAAAACCUUGAAAUGGGUUUCCACCAGCUCCAGACAAACAACCAAUCGAAAAACGACACGCAGGACAUCUUAUUCAUGAAAAUGGUACAGAAAAUCGCCGCCAUCAUGGGUGACAACAACACGAACUACAAAUCGCUCGCCGAGAACGUCGUCAUGGCACCCAUAGUCAUCGCCUCCGUAAAACACUUCCACUUCGAGGUGCUAGGCAGGUCCGACGCGUGGCCACCUAAGAAGUAUCAGAUCAAACACUUAGAGACCUUGACGCCGCAGGUGAGCUCUAAGCGAUGGUUGUCUGUCAUAAACAAGUACCUGCCAACAAACGUCCAGGUGCGGGAUACUGACGAAAUUAUCGUCAUGAGCCCAGGUUACCUGUGGCUCGUAACAAGCUUACUGCACCAGAAUAAUACCAUAAAGAUGUUCCACGAUUUCAUAGGUUGGUCAGUUGCCUUUCUUCUGGGACCACUGUCUUCUAGAGAAAUCAGAGAAGCAGUCAGCGCAUACGGCCAGGAAGUUGGAAUGGACUUCACCGAUGUGGACAAGGAAAAACUCUGCCGAAAGGACGUCGAAGAUUACUUGCCGAUGCCGUACGGCGCCAUUUUCGUUCAGGCGUAUACGCCAGACUACAUCAAAGACGACGCUAAGGUCGUCGUCGAUCACAUCAAGCUGGCUUUUGCCUACGCCCUGAGGCUCAACACGUGGAUGGAUGAUCAGACGAGAACGAGGGCAAUGGCCAAAGUGCAGCGAAUUGUCUCGCACGUCGCCUAUCCCGACUGGAUAAAGAACAAAACGGAACUAGACGAAUCUCACGCCGACAUUCCCGACAUAGAGGGUCCCUAUAUCAAGAUUCUCAUGGACCUAAAAGAGGUGUACACGUUCAGAUCACUGUCGCUGCUCCACCAGACCAACACCAGGGAUGAAGAGUACUGGACUUUCAGUCCGGCUACGCUGAAUGCGUUUUACGAGCACUCUACGAACAGUAUCACCAUACCGGCCGCUAUUCUCAAUUUUCCUUUCUACUCGUACGGCCUGCCCCCAGCCAUGAACUACGGCAGCAUCGGUGCCAUCAUCGGCCAUGAGAUUAGUCACGCUUUCGACACUCUUGGCAGUCACUUCGACGACAGCGGCAACCUGCGUAACUGGUGGACUAAGGAGACGAAGAGCAACUUCAUCCUGAAGAACUACUGCUUUGUGCUACAGUACAACAGCAUCUACGAGCCACACAGCAAGCGCUACCUCAAUGGAAAGCAGACCCUGUCGGAGAACAUAGCGGACAAUGGCGGUCUCAGGCAGUCAUUCCAUGCGUAUCGCUUGCACGUGGACGAGCACCCCGGCGGCAAGGAGGAGAACAUUCCUCUGGAGGGCCUCGAAGAGUUCUCUCCGGACCAGCUCUUCUUCAUCAGCAGCGCAUACAAGUGGUGCGCUGACAUCAACCCCAAGGCUGUUAAGAUGAUUAUGAAUUCAGACUCCCACUCACUGGAAGAGUACCGCUGUAACGUGGCCGUCGAGAACAUGGUCGAGUUUGCCAAGGCCUUCCAGUGCAGUCCCAACGAGGAAAUGAACCCGGCGAAAAAAUGCGUUGUGUGGUGA
Molecule: messenger RNA, 2364 nt
Organism: Rhipicephalus microplus (southern cattle tick)
Lineage: Eukaryota; Metazoa; Arthropoda; Arachnida; Ixodida; Ixodidae
Product: neprilysin-1-like
Biological process (GO): protein processing
Cellular component (GO): plasma membrane
Molecular function (GO): metalloendopeptidase activity
Source: RefSeq, a predicted model, not a curated record